Molecule: messenger RNA, 571 nt
Organism: Xenopus tropicalis (tropical clawed frog)
Lineage: Eukaryota; Metazoa; Chordata; Amphibia; Anura; Pipidae
Product: CD276 antigen homolog
Exons: 2
Coding region: 75-464 (129 amino acids)
Biological process (GO): regulation of immune system process
Cellular component (GO): plasma membrane
Source: RefSeq, a predicted model, not a curated record
CCCUGGCACCCACCCCGGCAAACAUCUGUCCUGCAGGGAACUGGGGGCCUGCUAAACUGAUCCACACCCCCAACAUGCUCAGUUUGGGGUUUCUCUGCCUUUUCCUCCUGCACCAAUCAGUAGGUGCCACCUUGCAACUUGCUGCUCCUCCAUCUCGCCAGGUUCUGGUUGGAUCUCGCGCCAUUCUUCCCUGCAUGAUCUCAGUUGGCAAUGCUUCCCUGGACCUGAAUUACCUUGUGGUGAUCUGGUUCUUCCAAAACAAAGAAAUCUUGAGAUUUGAUAACAAAUGCUUCAGUUCCACAUCAAGGAGAUCAUUUGAGCAGCAGGAAGUCGACAAUGGCAACUUCUCUUUGGCUUUAUCCAAUGUGAGGAGCUCAGAUGAAGGGGUCUACACAUGUGCGGUGGUCUAUAGUCCUGAGAGAGAAGACAGGGAGAUCAGGCUGAUUGUUCUAGGUAAGUACUAGGUCAAGACUGGAUGUUCUCUGCUUAUUUCACCUGGAUUAUUAAGGGAAAAGUAAAGCUCAAUUUUAAUUUUUGACACAACUGGAUCAUGUUUGUUGGAAGUUAUUAG